Porites lobata is the source of this 11657-nucleotide messenger RNA. The record is from the annotation of a GenBank genome assembly. Lineage: Eukaryota; Metazoa; Cnidaria; Anthozoa; Scleractinia; Poritidae.
AUGUCUGUUACAAUGCAUCGGAGUGGUUUAUCAUUAGCUUCGUCUAGUUUUUCGCGUGAUACUGGUGGUGCUAUGAAAACGACAAACUUGCCUCCAUAUUCGCGUCCAGUUGCUGGCACUACUAGAUCAUCUUCUUCUUAUACCUCUAUGAGAUCCUCUAAACCACUGCAUUCUUCGUCUGGUCGGAGUCUUCCUAAUGGGCCCGGCCCGAUACUGCCAAAUCGACCUACGGUCGACUAUGGGAAGGUUGAAUUUAUUGCGUCUCACUCUGGUACAAUAACAUCACGGGAAGGAACUUCACAUGUUAAUAGUUGUCAACGAACCUAGUGCUAAAAAACUCUUCAGCGACACAAAGAAAAGCUUUAGAUGACUCUGGAUACGGGAGUAGAGGAAAGGAUUAUGCAUAUGCUGAUAAUUUUAAAUAUGGUAGUUUGGCUGGCCGAAAAUCAAAAUCAUUUUCCCAGCUAUAUUCGAGGGAUGAAUCUAUCGAUUCGUCCCCUUAUUACCGGACUCGGACUGAGUCGGUUUCUAACCGUGGAGUUAGCGUCAAGAUGGGGUCACAUCACACCUCACAAAGAAGUACUGAACGCGAUUAUAUGAGCUCUAAACCCUAUGCUAAUACUAAUACUAGACAAAGUUUAUAUCAAUCAACAACACACUCAGACUUCAGAGAUCGCAAGGCCGAAGACAGUAGUACUAGGACCUCAUUGACCAAACCUGCAAAUUCUCGUACACUGGACGGAGAUUUGCCCACCGGAUAUGGUAACAAAAACAAUGUUAACAUCACUGAUGUUGAAAAAUCUCGUAAAGCUACCAUAACUGCUUCUCCAGCUGAUCUCAAAUGCUCAAGAAGAUCAUCGUUAAGUUCUUCGAAUAAUUCAUCUCCUUCGGUAAGUGAGUGGAUGAGCUCAUGUUUGUAAGAUAUGGACAGUACAUGCAAGUUUAUUUGUUUAGAACGUACACUUAUCGCAUUUCUUAAUGGAGUGAUAGUGAUAUAACCAAAACAUCAAUUAAUUUGGCACAAAUGUUUGUGCCAAUUUAUUGAUGUUGUUAGAUGUAACAUAAAUUAGCAAACCCACAAGUGUAAAAAGUGAUUUUUUUGCAAGAUAUAUCUUUGCCGCUGGAUAAGCACACCUUAAGGUGAUGUUGAUGUAGUUUUAUAAUUUUUGUUUGGUAUGGUGCUAUGGACACUGCUUGAACCAGAUCUUUCACAGAGCAAAAUGCUGGUGAGAAAAAAUCACCUGUUCUUGCAGCAGUUCUCAAUACUGACUGGUAGUCAAGUUUGAACUUGCCAAAAUUAUUUUGAAUGUAUGAUAAGAUUUCAUCAAAAAGGAGCUGGAAGAUAGCUUUUCCCAUGAAUCACUGUCAGAAGCUAACUUUCAAGCUAGUGUAAACUGAAAGAAUAUGCUUUUGUAAAAAGAGACAUCUGAAUUUCACUGUACAAGAAUGAAAUAGAAUGUGCAUCAAAUAAUUGUUAUUAUUCAAAGCAAAUUUUUCUUUCUUUUCAUUGGCCGAAAGCCCACUACGUGACCUACAAUUAACUGCCUACAAAUAAUGGUCUGGUCAUGUGCAAUGCCAUCCAACAGUGUUUGGCUGCAAAUGAUAUUCUGCUCAUGCGUAAAGGAAACCAUGCUUUUCUCCUUUUGUGAUCGCUCUUGCAUGAUAAUGGCAGAUCACCUUGCUUCCCGAGGAUAUUCAUUAACAAAACAAACUCGGUGAUCAAAUGAUAAAACAAUUGUUGAACUCGUUUAUCGCAAAAUAUCGUGAUUUGUCAGUGUCUUGCAGAUCAAUUAUUUGCCGAAGCCGAAGGCUGAGGCAAAAAUUAUUGAUCUGCUCUCCACAGACAAAUCCCGAUAUUUUGCUUAACCUCGUCCAAUAAUUGUUAAUUGUUUGUCAUGUGCACUGUAAACUUUUAUUACAGGAUGAAACCCUUUUUAGACUGUUAAUUACUAGAGUAUCAUAAGGUUUUUUUUUAACAAUGGAAAACUUUUUCAAGCCUUUUAAACUUUUUCUUAUCACUGGUGAUUUUACUGCUAUCAAUAUAGCAGGACUUUUUUAAAAAAUGUAAAGUUUAUUUGUCAUUGAGAACUGUUGUAAACUUGUUGAUAAGCAGAUUUUAUAUAUAUUGUACAUAUUUCCUGUGAAAAGGUAUAGGGUAACUUCCCUCCUCCCUCCUCCCCAAAAAUAUUCACUGGUGCUUUAAUAGCAUUUUAAGGUUUUUCUGGGACACCCAGUAACUGUUUUGCUUGGUCGACAGUGUAAAAGAGUCUAAAAGACACUGAUCUGUUCAAGGACCUGUCGCUCGGAUAGUUAUUUUAACUAAAUGUAACCACUAACACUGUAAUUUUGCAUUCAUAACACUAUAAUUAGGGCAUCUUUUAUCUUCUCUUUUGUUAUUUAGAUGGACUUGCCAGAGUGAAUUAUUUUCUCAGUUAUGCUGAUGAUACUAAUUUUGGUGACAAUAAUAAAUUGAAAAAACAUCUCAGUUUAGAUGUAAAUCCAGAUUGAAUAAAUGGCCAAGUUAGAGGACAAAAAAUAAUUAUUUAAAACAAUGGUUAAGUUGUGUUUGAAAAUAACUAGUUUAAAAAAACAAACAAACAAACGGAAAUAAUUAACAUGUUUAUGCAUGCUCGGUAAAUCUUUGCUUUGUUUUAAUAAAAUUUUCUACAAUUAUUGGAAAAUUUCCAAAAUACAGUGUGUAAUGUUAUGUGGGGAAAUUGAACAAUUUGAACAUGCACAGUUUUUGCUGUCAGAUUUUCAAUAAUGAUAAUGCUAUACAUAAUUUAUUGUAAGGGUUUGUUUAAUAUUCUGGUCAAAACCAAUGAAAUUCAACCUAGUAACAGGUAGUGCUUUUUUAAAUGCAUAUUCAACUAUAUUUUGCACAUUUAUUUCUUUAUAAUUAUUAUUUUUUUUAAAUGUUUGUGUGAAGGUGGUGUUAAAAGCAUUUUGCAAUAGGUGAAAUUAGAUUGUAAAGAAUUUCAGUGUACUUGUGAAAUGACUGUUUUUAAAUCCAUUUGAAUUUAGCUUGCAAGUUUUCUUAGUCCAUUCUUUUGGUUCUUUACACUUGAUUAUUCAAGAUUCUGGGCAAAAUAGUGGCUCUUGCAGGCGAAUUCAUUUUCAUUCUAGGAAUUUACUCUUGUCUUCUCUGGAUUUUCUUGGCUAAACGAAGUCAGCAUGCCCCAAAAAACCUACCAUCCUACAUUAAUAGACAAAAACAGUCUGUCAAGUAUUUAAAAAGUUAUUUGCAUGUUGUGGUGAGCUGAUUGUUUUCGAAUUUCAAAUCAUUAAAAAAUGAGAAAAUUUUUGUUUUAUAUUUCGGUGAUGUCCAUUUGUGAACAAUUACUGUACAUGCAUUAAUUUUUGCUCUCUUCUUUUACAGCCAACUGGAAUAGGAAACUCUGAUGGUCUAGUUGGUUUGCGUAAUUUAGGAAAUACGGUAAGCAUGUAAAAUUGUAGGCAAGGAGUUUAAUCUGCUCUAAAAAGCUUAUAAAAAAUAGUAAAAGAAUUUAUGCUGGUCCUGAUUUUUCAGUAAAGGUUGACAGAUGAACUUAAAACAAACAAACUAUUAUCAUGAUGCAUACAACAAAAAAGGCAAUUUGGAUCAAAAUUUUUCAAGUAGUUUUUUUCUCAGGUGACUAAAAUUUGUAAAGCACUCUUUUUGGCACUCAAUAUAGUGAGUAAAAUUUGUCAUGUGCAACAAUUUCCAUCAGUUUUGAUAGUGCUUGUUUUGGACAUGUGGAAAAUCUAAGAAAUGCUUGUCCUAAUGGACAAGCAAAACAGAAAACCUUUUCUGGCCCUGGUGGUGGUGUUGAUUGUCUAAAUUGUUUCAUUGUACUAAUUUCCAACCAAAAAUUUCUUUGUUCGUUCUCUUUUCAGUGUUUUAUGAAUUCUAUUCUUCAAUGUCUAAGUCACACACGACUUUUAACGGGACAGUUGUUGAAGGUAGUAGUGGCAUGAAAGGAAAAAAUCAACAGUAAAGUCAAAGUGGCAUGAAAAAGGAAAGUAUUUAACUCUUUACACCAUGGUGAAUGAUGUAAAUGUCAAAUUGCAUGUUAGUAUGACCAUUCAAAUGAAAGCUUCUGAAGGAUAGGUAGAAUCAUUAGAAAAGUAUUAAAAUGGUGCUUUUCAGUUUUUUGUCAUUUUACAACUUGAAAUUUGGAUUUUUUUCAAAUUUUGAUUUAGCCCACUUCUGGGAUUGAAAUGAUCAACCUAUACUGGAUUUGUCUGUGUCAGCCCAAUAGGGCUUUAUUUUGUUUAUUUUAUUUCCGGAUGGAAGGGGUAGUAGUACUAAGUGAUCUUUUUUUUGGACAGCAUUUGGGGAACUGAUUAAAUCAAUGUGGAAGCCAGGGAAUAGUGAUGCUGUAUCACCACACACAUUCAAGACUCAAAUCCAACGAUUUGCACCACGAUUUGUUGGUUACAAGUGAGUUUUUCUAUUCUAUGUGUCUCCAGUUACUCAAGAAGCUGCACAAUGCACCAGGGCUGUCAGAUUUGAAGUUGCUGGGUCUAUACCAAAGGCAGGAAAUUGAACAGCUAGGAAGUUCUUUAUGUUCAUGUUAUAUUUUUCUUUAAUUUUGUGGAUCUUGCUUAUAGUAGCUAGGGGAAGUUACUACCUCUGGCCGCAAGUGACAACCCUGAUGCACCCAUAUUCUUUUUUGAGGUGGAUAAAAAUUUCCAAACCUUUUCAUUAUUUUGUAAACUAGGGUUUAGGGUGUGUGAAAACGAUUGGUAGGUAAAACUUGCACAUUUGUGAAACUUGUAAAUAAUAAUAUUAUUUGUGGUUUUGUUAUUGUUUAUAGUCAACAAGAUGCCCAGGAGUUUUUACGCUUUCUUUUGGAAGGCCUGCAUGAUGACUUGAAUCAAGUCAAAUCCAAACCAAAGUACACACCUUGUGAAUUUGACUAUAAGCUCAGGUAAAAUGUCUUUUAAUCUAAAGUGAAAUUAAUAGGUGAUAAGUAUCGUAUGGUAUAUGCCUGGAUUUUUUGUGAACAUUGCGGUCUUCCAACGUCUAAAAUAAUAAUUAUUAGAUCCUGUGAAAAUAUACUUCCUUAAAAGAAAAACAUAAAAAAAUAAAUAGCAAAUGGUAACUCCUCUGUCUCUUUUACAUAACCAGUAACAAACUAGAUGGCAACCUUUUCUUUUCAAUGAAUUGAAGAUGCUCAAUGAAUUCUUUUUGCAUCUCAAAGUUAUCUUUUAGGGAAGUUAUCUGUUAGAUCAGGAGACUGUUUUAAUAGUUAUUCCAUGCCAAAGACACUGAAUCCAGGAAUUAAUCAUCUUUGCCACAAGAGUAACCUGCGCGAAAGCUUUUUGGGGCGCUCUGGUGACGGGGCAGGAAAAGGAAGGAGAGCUUGUAACUAUGUGUACGUCUCUGGAAUUUUAAUAUCUGGGUCAAAAAAGUCGAUACAAAAUGCUGAUUGGCAGAGAUGACUUAAGUAAUGACGUUAUUACCCUUGGCACAUGCUUUCACUUGUUUUUUUAAUGUUUGUUUACAUUUGGGCUCAUUUCCCCUUCGUGCUGAUUAGUGGAAAUCUGACAGCUCAGUUGACAGGGAGCCACAGGGGAAUUGGAGGUCGAAUUCAAAUUCGAGAGACGUAGUUGCAAGCUCUGCUCCCUUUUGCUGCCCCGCUGCCUGAGGGGUCCAGAGAGCUUGCUCUCAGGCUACUACAAGUGUGACCAGUUUGGGUGACUUAACAGCAGCCUUACACAAUACUUGUGUGCCUCACUGAUCUAAUUCUUAACAAGGUAGUCUUUUCUAGCCUGCAAAUACAGUCAGACCCAAUUAAUAAGGACACUGAGGGGGCCAGGGGUAGUCUGAAAUGUCAUACGUCUCCACCCCCGUGGGUUAGGGGGUGGAGAUGGGGGCUUUUCAGACUAGGCCAGAGAAAGUGAAUUUAGAGAAAAUGUAAGGGCUUUCUUUUCCCAGUGACAAAGCAUUUACUGUCUGCAACAAUGAGGUGUCUGUUUUAAGCAGGUUUCUAUAAAGCAGAGUUUGACUGCACUGCCACCUUUCAUUGCCCCCUACUACUCAACUGGGGAGCAGUAAGAGGCAGCUGUAUGAUUGUUAUGCUAGGAAAGAACUAACAUUUAAGUUUUCUGUUGUCACUUUUAGUCAUAAAGAGAACGCAGAAAAGUCAUGGAAAAGCUAUAUUUCCCGGGACAACAGUUUGAUGACUGGUAAGUCAUAAUUAUCUUACCUCUGCGUAAGCUACCUUGUAUUUAGUCCUUCUCACAACUGGAUAAUGGAUUUGUUACGGCAUAGUACUUAAUUUGCUUUUUUACUCUCUUCCAGAUUUGUUUGUAGGACAGUUGAAGAGCAUGUUAACCUGUUGUACGUGUAAUUAUACAUCAGUUACUUUUGAUCCAUUUUGGGAUCUGUCUUUGCCCAUUCCCCGGGUGAGUACAGAAGUUGUUUUUUGAAAGCCUAUUAUAAUAAACAAUUAGAACCGUGAUGUCAAUGAUAAUAAAAACAACAACAACAACGAUGUUAAGCAAAACGUGCACGCUUCUCUGCACACCGUUUAUUAUAUCUUUUAGUACAUUUCUCUGCCGUCUCUAAUGCGGUGUUAUAUAGAGGGCAUGAACAAAAGACGCUGAUCAUUUUGCUCAAUAUAAACUGGAUGUAGACUGUGAGCAGUCUCUUUUUCCUUAGUUUUAGUGAGGGGAGUGUAUAAGCGUGCGAGCGUUGAGCGGCGAAACGCGAGAAAUUGGGUAGACAGUCACGCGCGUGGUCAUUUUUGAGUCUAGCGAGUUUUACUUGACAGACUAAGAAAAAAGAGAGCCCUUCACCUCUUUGGCUUGGCAAGGUUAAAACAGAAACAAUAUCCUAUCCCUACUCCUCAGCUCUAUCACUAGCCUUCCAGACUUACCACAACUUGUUGCUGCUUUUACAGCAAUCAGGUUCUUUGUGCUACUCUGGAAGAAGGUCGAUCGCUUGUGAUGAUCGAGAUAGUGACAUCAGAGAUUGCAUGCUAUCUUUCACUAAAGAGGAAGUCUUGGAUGGUGAUGAGAGACCUGUAAGUUAAUUUUUAUGUCAAUGCAAGUAUGCUUGGAUCAAUAUUUAUUUAGGUUUCUCGGAAACUUCCCACCUACCCCUCCCCUAAGCCAACAUUAUCCAAUUACUUUUCACUUGGGGCAAAAUGUUGGCUUAAGGGAGGGGUAGGUGGGUAGUUUCCUAGAAACCUAAAUUGAUCCAUAUGCUUUUACUUAUCAGCAUGCGUUCUGCUAGGGACAUGCGCGCCAUUCGAUCCUUAUUUUUCAUAGAUUACGUGGGUUCACACGCACCCUGAAAGUCCUUGAAAAUUGCAGUCGGUGCUGGAAAGUUCCUGAAUUUCAAUGCUAGCUUAAUAGCUUAAGUAAGACUCCAAAGAAAAAAGAGAAAACACAGAAAGACCUUGGGUAAAGUUACUUAUUUUGUGGAAGAACUAAAAAAGACAGACUCAAGACUCUUUUUUGCACUGAAUGGAGUCCUUGAAAAAUGGGAAAUGUGUCCUUGAGUGUCCUUGAAAAGUCCUUAAAUUAUUUGUUCAAACCCUGGAUUACCCUGGCGAGAUUAGAGCGGUUUUCAUUUGAGUGUCGAAAAGUAAUUGGUUUUGCACUUUCUACACGAUGCGAUUGGCUUAAAAGAUUCGCGCCACCUUUUCAUCCAAUCAGAAGUAAAACCAAAGCCAAUUGUGACGCGCUCGCAUGCAUUUUCCCGCGCUUUGCGUCAGCCAUAUUUAAUUACUUCGAGUUUUUAUUGGUUCAAUGUAUUGUCUGUGUCCUAUGUGAUUGGCCAGAGUAAUUACUUUGGUUUUGGUUUUACGACACUCAAACGAAAACCACUCUAAUAUGCAGGGUUGCAAGUACGCUGAAUUUUGACUUCUCUCUGCCCGGAACAUCAAAUGUUACACCUUUUGAUCUCAAGGCAGCCUGAGAAAACAGCCUACAUUUCGCGAUGCCACCUCUAGUUACCCCGCGAAAUGACGUCUGAGUAACGAGUGCACCUGAGAAAUUCCACGCUGAUGAUGUGUCACUACCCAGAUCUAGGUAGUGCUUCUCAGUGGAUUUUCUUUUCUCAGACGUCAUUUCUCGAGGAAACCAGUGCUGAGUAAUCCCAAGGCUAUUCCGGCCGUAUUAGACCUGUUUUAACAACUGCAUUGUUAAAAUGGAGGUUGGGUGCCUGGAGUAUCUAGGGGUUUCCACCAUUAGGAGCCAGCCCCUACAUUGAAAUAAUGUCCCCAUGACUGCCACAACAGCACAACCCAGCCAUGAGCCCCCACACGAAAGGAAAGGAACAGGCACCCGUCACACUGAAAAAACAUCAGUGGAGAGAGAAAAAACAACAAAGCCCGGGGGGGAGGGGGAUGCCGGGGGGGGAGAGAGAAAAUGGCUAGAAGAACCCAGCACGAAGGAAAACUGAACGCGCCAAUGAAUCGCAUGAUCAACGAAGCCAGCUACUGGGCAUGUGCAUGCCAAAGACCGCUGAUCUCAGGUACUUAAGGCGCUCUUAGUUGUUAACUCCUUUAAAUUGCAUUUAAAUGCAUUAAGCGGGUUACACACAACACAGUUGUAAUUCAUUGUUGAUACCUUUUAAUGUGCGACUCUGCAGGUUUUGACACUUCUCAGCAAGCUCUUUAAUUCAAGGUUUGCCUCAUGCAGGCCCGGUAGCUUUAGCAAAAAAGAGUAUCUGCAUUACUUGUUUAUUAAAACGGUAUUUGGUCGUUUUUCCGUAGACUUGUGACAAGUGCAAAGCCAAGAGAAAAUCGACGAAGAAAUUCUACAUCCAGAGAUUUCCUCCAAUCCUCGUUCUUCGUAUCCUUUGUAAUCCUUCUAUAAGUUUAAAACAAAGCCAACCUAACACUAACUUCUCGCCUCAGGCAAAACGUUGGGUGAGGGGAGGGGUGGUCGAUUUGCAGCGACGAUUAUUCAUAGAGCAACAAUGUUGGAACAACGUUGUAACAAAAUACGAAUCGUCCCCUGUAAUAUCUUUUCCCAAAAUCAGUAAAGAAAUCGGCAAAGCGUGGCGUAAAAGUCUUACACGUGUGAAGGGCGCGAGCCUCAGUCUCUUCAGUCUCGCUCUUUGUUUUCAGCCUCGUUCCAGACCUUUUGUUUGACUACUGGCGCUUACUUGAAUACGCAAAAAUACGGACUGUUUUGCAAUCUAAUAUCAACUUAACGCUGAUAAACAGUAGUCAACGUCUACAGUGAAAUAAAACCCCAGAGUUUAGAUUGCCCUAGAAGAUUUUAAGGACUUAGCUUGUUCCAGGCGUUCAGAUAGUAGAGCGCGGCAGAAAAAUUUACGAAGAAAGAAAAAAAAACAAAGGGUGUACAACUUAACUCGCUCCCCACUUAAGGCCGCACUCUACUAUCUGAACGCCUGGAACAGUCUAUUAAGGACUGCAUUAGCGUGCUCUGGGAUCUCACUUAUUAUAGAACAAAUUUAUUAUCCGCUUCGUGUCCUGGUCGGUUUUUACUUUAGGUAGCUGAUUCAAAAUUGUAUAAGUGGUCUUUUUACAUUCAAUGUUUUGCCCUUAACAGUAUAUUGCACAGAUUUAAAGCGUUUCUCUGGAUUCAGUUUCCGCUCAAAGCUUCAGUCUAAUGUAGAUUUUCCCAUGAAGUUGGAUCUUGCAGAGUUCUCUGCUGAUCAAGGUAAGAUCACUCUACCACUCCCAGUGGUAAGAUCACUCUAUCACCCUAUAACAACCGUUUUGUGAGCAAAAUCAUUUCACACGCCCUAAACCGGGCAAAUUAGAGCGGUUGCCAAGCGCGCGUGAGCUUAUAACUGUUGCCAUGCGCAGGGAACAGGUAGCCGAAGAGCGCGGGAACCACGCACAACCCAAACGUGCACACGGGGUCACGCUUGAACACUGCCGCCCGGUUAGUUCAACUAGACGAGCGCCGGUCUACCUACCGAGCGGGAGACUGCGAGUUUAAGCCCUGGCUGAACCACUACUCAGUCUUAAGGUCCAUAAAGAACAGAGAGGAAAGUAGUGGCUGGCUUAUUACGUGCGCAUGCGUCCUCGAAAUAUCUCCCUUCGCCCUUAUCGGCGCCUGCUACGAAGGCUACCCUUAUGAUUGCAUUAACUCAGUCAAAAUUGCGUUAUACUUUCCAGAACGCCGGUCAGCUGUUUACUCUCUUUACGCGGUCUCAAAUCACUCUGGAGGCACUUAUGGAGGUCAUUACACAGCUUACUGCAAACAUCCAAUAAGCAACAACUGGCAUUGCUUUAAUGAUUCACGGUAAGGAAGUAGUUGAAAUACGUACCAUUGUAAAAUGAUUAACACCCAAACACAAAACUCGUCAAAAUUACUGAGUGAGAAAGGGGAUUUUAAUGGAAGAUGGUGGAAUGUGUAAGAAAUCUUUGAGGUCUCACGAGUUUUUUUAAAUGAAAUAAGGCUAAAAACCCUUUAAAUCAUACAAUGAGAAUUGGUUUAAAUGCCGCGUUGUUGCCCUCAAUCAAUUCGAAUUUUCAUUUUGGAAAAAUUUACCGUUCCUUUCUUGAAUCCACUCCUCCCUUUGGCUAUUGAGUGUUGGAAAAAAAAGAAGCUUCUCGUAUCUUCCCAUUUUGCGCAGAACGUUUGCGUAGCACCAGAAAAAGGAACUGUCUUUAUUUAGGGUGCGUUCCUUUGGGAUGAUUCGGAUCAGGAUCAGUGAUCCAAGAUCACUUGGAUCAUGUUAGAUCAAAUGAACCGAUGAAUCCACUCUGGGCAAGGAUUCUUCGGUUCAUUUGAUCUACCAUGAUCCGAGUGAUCUCGGAUCACUGAUUCUGAUCCGAAUCAUCCCAAAGGAACGCACCCUUAGUAUACGCGUAGGGGGCAUGCAGUCAUUUCAAAAAAGAAAAGAAAGUGCAAGCAAAAAAAAGCAUGCUGAAGCCAGUUAGCUGUUUAGAGUUUCUGACAACUGAGUCGUUGUAUUGUAAACUUGUGAAGAAAUUCGCAGUGCCUAGGUUUGUUCAGGAAAUUUAAAGAACGCUAUCGCAUUCAAAAGGCUAAGCUGGUUAUUUUUAAUAGUAGUCGUUGGUGGGUCUAGUAAAACUUCCAAAAAGUAAUUUAAUACUGUCCAGUGUGAACAAUCGAAGCAGCUAAAUACAGUGCAAUGGCUAAAUAGAACCCGAAGCAUCUUAGCCUGCGUAGCAAGCGUUUCCAAUCGAGUUAUGGCGCGAAAGUUAGAGCGGGAUCAUGUUUCGAGUGCUAAGUAAUCAACACUAAAAGCAACGCACCAAUCAGAAGCUGCGUUCGUGGGCGAACGCAGUUUUUCAAAAUCGUGGGGUUUGCGGGCAAGCGUUUCCUUCUUUCCCCUCCCCCUCCCCUGUCAUUCCUUUUUUUCGCUGUCGUCCCAACUUUUCUCGACGAACUCGCGCGGAAACGCUUGCUACGCAGGCUAGAAGCAUCUACGUACUUUGGUUACGUUCUGUAGUCUUAUCUUUGUGUUUUUCUUCCUUUUUUGUAGUGUGGAUUCUUUGUCUUCGUCAAGAGUGCGGGGAUAUCAAGCCUACAUCUUGUUUUACGAGCGACUGGAAACAAGUCCUCGAGAAAGUAGAAACAAAUCUUCUCUCUGAUGAAACGUUUUGUGACAAAUGCUGGCAUUUGUACCACAAAACACAUUGUUUUUUAAGUUGAGGGCUAUUACUUGUUCAUUUUUAGUAUCAAGCGGAGUAUAUAUUAGUCUGCCUCGCAGC